Nematostella vectensis (starlet sea anemone) is the source of this 3306-nucleotide messenger RNA. RefSeq lists its product as uncharacterized. The transcript is spliced from 8 exons. NCBI's taxonomy places the organism in Eukaryota, Metazoa, Cnidaria, Anthozoa, Actiniaria, Edwardsiidae. The coding region runs from base 1 to 1284 and encodes 427 amino acids. The record is from RefSeq and is a predicted model, not a curated record.
AUGGAGCUGGUCGUAGUGCUUCUAUUUUUUAUUCAGUUUAUAACGAACAGCCUGUUCACCAAAGGAGAGCCCAAACCUGUGGCUCUCUACCCAUUGAAUGCCGAACACAAGACGCGUGAUAUCAGUGGCAAUGGUCUUCAGUCUGGAAUCGAGUCUGGCGUGACACUUGUCAAGGGACCUGAUGGAAGAGAGGGCGGGGCAUAUUACUUCUCUGGGACGUCCAGUAGCUACGUCGAGAUCCCUUACCACGCAAAGGUUGACACAAGGUACUCCCUCACGGUGCUGUUAUGGAUACGUCCUGAACACAUCGGUCCGAUUUUUAAUUACUUUCGUUCGACCUUUGGCGUUCAUUUGUGGCUUGUGGUUCAGGAGAAGCCAAGGGUAUUCGGAAAAGUGAUUACGCGAUAUUGGGUCUGGGAAAAUGCUGUAACAACCAAAGUCACAUUACAGUUGCACACCUGGUACUUCGUGGGAUUCAGCUAUGAUUACACAUCGGGAUGGGCAAGAGUUUAUCUGGACGGAGUCAUGAUCGGCGAGUUGAACAUUGGCAAAGUGGAACUGGCGACGCACCGGGAGAUUCGUCUGGCAGCCGUAACACAUGACGGGCGGUAUUUUCGCGGUGCCAUGGGGUGUCUGCAGAUAUACAACAAAGCCCUCAACCUCAAACAGAUAAGAAAGUCCAGUGGUCUUUGCUCAGCUGAACUGAUUCGGCCUUGUUUCAAUUACACACUAAUUGAAGACUUUAAAAGGGCUUUGAAUCAAACUUGGAACCGUCUAAAAGGCCAACAGCAAAUAUCGACCCAAGGGCCGCAAAGUAAUCUGGGACCGUCUGGGUGGAUGCGUGGCCCGUACCCACAGAGGGAGACUGGUGCGGUGGAACGCGACCUGUGCUUUGGUGAUGUCAGUGGUGACUGUCAGUACAAAGCCUCAGUGACGGUUCGUCAGUGUUUCGGGUAUUAUGUGUACAAGUUCAUUGGACUACCUCAAGAACUACAAAUUUCUGUAGAUAAAGACGUGGAUGCUGAAACUCUACCGGAGAGAAUCUUUCAAGAAAGGCCUCGCUAUCAACUCACGGUUCACGUGUUCUAUGAAGAGUCAAACGUCCCCUCCCCCACCCAGUGCGUCGAGUAUUGUCUUGCAGUUGGGGAGAAGUGCGAGUCAUUCAAUUACAGCGCUGAAGACAACGGAACAUGCCAACUGAACAACGCCACUGCCUUGGGUUAUGACCACCACUUGUUAGCCAAUCAGAGCUGGGCAUACUUCCACCCAGUAGCACUGGUGUGACAUCAUCACAUUUAGCGUUACCGCCCUGGGGCCCGUCUGUUGAAACACCCGAGAAUUCUCGGGCCCGAAAACGUUUUAUUCCUUAAAUUUGAAAAUCUCAAAAAUAGCCCUAUUGUGCGUAUUCAUUUGAAAUACGAACCAAGAGGAAGUUUAAACUGUUCUAAAACAUGAAAGCGGUUCUCCAAAAGGAAAACAUGCAAAAUUUUGAGCAAAACUGCAAAAUAAAGUUUUCGGGCCGAGAAUUCUCGGGUGUUCCGAGAAACGGGCGCCAGGCUUGAGUAACUGAAAACAAACUGAGCUUUACUUUUUUAUAGCAAAAAGAUGGCGGUGGUGUGUCGAUAUUUUUAUUUUAUAGCACCUUUGAUUUUAGUUGUAUUAGCGGCAUUGGCCUAGUUUACUUCUGGAGGGCCGAAAGAAACCUCAACCCAUAAAAGAUAAAAUAAUUUAUUAGAACCCUCUCUAUUCACAGGCCAUCCGCUCUAAAUUUUCACAUCCUCAAAGAAACUUCCACUACGGAGAAAGUUCAUUUAUUCUCCCGAGGGGGGGGGGGGAGGGGGGGGCGUGAGUAUUUUGAUAAAAAUAAGGGCUGAAAUUAUUUCGCCCUCCCCUCUUCAGGAGGAUCAAAAUUUUCCAUGUCCCCUCCUUACGCUUCCCAAAUAUUCUCGGUGCCCCCCCCCCCCCCCUCCAGAUCGAAGAAAGAAGGGGCCAAGGAAGAGCAGCAGUGACAACGUUAAAGAAACGCGAUCAAGAGAUUAGCUGCAAGCUGGUCAGGAAGUUGAGGGUUAGGUAUGGCUGAAAAUAUUAAUUUAGAAAAGGCGAAGGCACUCAAUUUCUCAAAGAUGCGACUAAAUCCAGGAUUGUGGAUGCCAAAUAACUGCCUCCAUUUUGAGACUAAUUGAACCAAGAAGUCUGAUUUGACACUUGGUCAAAUUGUAUAGAAGAGACAACAACCAAAGGAAUCAGUGCCCCCCCCCCCCCUUCAAAAUCAAUAAACUGUUCGAAGCCCCCCUAUUAGACCUCCCCCCCACCACCACCACCACCCCCACGGUAUCCUCACGUCCCCCCCCCUUUCGGGAAAAUAAUUAAACUUUCCCUAGACACACUACUUUUACAAUUUUGAAAUAUUUUUUUGCGUUUUCCGUUAAAAAUCAUCGGAGAUUGCUGCGUCAUCGACCGGAAGUGAACUGUUGACAAUGCCGCUGGCUCAGUUUCGCGCGGGCUUUGAUCUUGGAGUCUUAAGAGACACCAUAAGAAGACUUCGAAGCUGCAUAGUUACUGAACUGCGUAAUAAUGGGUUACAAAGCAAUUGGCAUUUUUUCGAUUAAUUGAAUUGAGGAUAGAGCUUCAAGCCUUAGCAUCAGCAACAGAAAUCUUGAUGCGCAAAACUAGAUGCGCACCGAAAGACAUAAAAAUCAACAGAACGAAAAACAUAAUCGACUAAUAUGGUUGCAGGGCGAGGUCACCUUUAUUUUUCGAAGGUUCGUCAAGUAUCUAAUGACCAGCUGUUUUUUGGGGGACUUAAUGUUUCUUUUUUUACGCGCAUAAAUCACGACACCGUUUUGUUCAAAAACAAAACUAAAAUUGUUUACUAAAAUGAACAGGUUUAUUUUAGUAAUUAAUACUUGUUAUCAUCAUAUUAGUUCAAGUUUAAUUCACAAAUUUAUCUUUAACUUUUGGAAGUGUCGCGAGUUUCACGUGACAAAACUUCUUUUCCAUCGCUGAACCUGCUUUCCUUUAGAAAUUCGAUUCAAUGACUUCACUUCUGCAUCAUGUUAAGCGAUAUUUUGAAAAUUUUGAAACUCGUGAAAUCAAAAUAUGCAAAAAUUUCAUGUAGUUAGAAAAUUUCUUGUAGUUAGAUAGUUAGUAAAUCAUGUAUUACAAUGCAUUUAACACAGAUUUCACAAAACGAAACAGUGCACAUAAAAAACAGAGAUCUCAAAAGCUGAAAUGUUUUUUUCAGUUUGUAAAAAUUUACUAGCUGUACAAUGUAUUGAAGCCAGUAAAGAGUAGUAUCUCUGAAAA